Messenger RNA from Wallemia mellicola CBS 633.66, 1212 nucleotides. Its product is annotated as PCI-domain-containing protein. Gene Ontology annotation, biological process: ubiquitin-dependent protein catabolic process. The transcript has 5 exons. Gene Ontology annotation, cellular component: proteasome regulatory particle, lid subcomplex. NCBI's taxonomy places the organism in Eukaryota, Fungi, Basidiomycota, Wallemiomycetes, Wallemiales, Wallemiaceae. Gene Ontology annotation, molecular function: protein binding; structural molecule activity. Bases 1 to 1212 code for a protein of 403 amino acids. The record is from RefSeq and is a predicted model, not a curated record.
AUGUCUACAGAGAGUACAACGGAAUUGAAGCAAAUAUUGUCAGAGAACGCUACCACAGAUGCUGACUUACGCAAGCAAGAAGCAGCUCUAGUUAAACUCGGUGAAAUAUACAGGGAUCAACAAAAUGCAGCUGAACUAACCAACGUAAUCAAAUCAUCGAGAUCAUUCAUGUCAUCAACAGCUAAAGCGAAAACAGCAAAACUUAUACGCACUCUUAUUGACCACUUUGAUCAUAUAAAGGAUUCCAGAGACGCACAGAUGGAUUGCUUGAUCGACAACAUCAAUUGGGCGAAAUCUGACAAGAGAGUUUUCCUUAGACAAUCAUUGGAAAUCAGACUAGCAGGUAUCUACUACGCUUCUAAGGAUUACAAAGCUGCCCUCAGUCUCCUCGACGGUUUACUCAAGGAACUCAAAAGGUUAGACGAUAAGAUCAUCCUCACAGAAGUUCACAUCCUAGAAUCUAAGAUCUAUUACUCAACCUCAAACAUUGUCAAGUCUAAGGCUGCACUCACAUCUGCUAGAACUGCAGCUAACGCUAUAUACUGUCCACCUCUCUUACAGGCUCAGUUGGACCUUCAAGCGGGUAUUCUUCAUGCGAAUGACAGGGACUGGAAGACUGCUUUCUCAUACUUCUUCGAGACGCUCGAAGGUUUCUCUUCCCAGGAUGAUCCAAGAGCUGUAUCCGCACUCAAGUAUAUGCUCUUAUGUAAAAUUAUGCUCAAUUUGUCAGAAGAUGUAGAUGCAAUCAUACAAAAUAAGAUGGCUCAACGCUACGCAGGUACCAAUUUGGACGCUAUGAAAGCCAUAGCACAAGCACACAAGAACAGAUCAUUGAUAGAGUUUGAAAAAGCUUUGAGGGAUUACAAGCAAGAACUUUCAGCAGAUCAGAUAAUAAAAUCACACUUGAGCAGUCUCUACGAUACAUUAUUGGAAAGUAAUCUUCUCAAGAUAAUUGAACCAUACUCUAAAGUUGAAAUUGACCAUAUCGCAAACUUACUCUCACAACCAAUAAACGCAAUAGAGCAAAAACUCUCACAAAUGAUUUUAGACAAGGUAUUCUAUGGUAUUAUCGAUCAAGGUAACAACUGCCUCAUUGUCUUCGAUCCACCACAAGAAGAUCACCUCUAUGAUACUACUUUAGAUACUCUUAAGAAUGUAACACAGGUAGUUAGCGGUCUCUUUGAGAAGACUGCUGCUUUGCAAUCUGUGUAA